Trypanosoma conorhini is the source of this 1542-nucleotide messenger RNA. RefSeq lists its product as uncharacterized. The transcript has a single exon. The record is from RefSeq and is a predicted model, not a curated record. The coding region runs from base 1 to 1542 and encodes 513 amino acids. Lineage: Eukaryota; Euglenozoa; Kinetoplastea; Trypanosomatida; Trypanosomatidae.
AUGAAGAACCGUCAGCGUCGGGCCCCCCCUAACGCGGAGGUGGCGUUCGCCUACGAGCUCUUUGGGAGCAUUGAUAUCAACAACGAUGAAUUCCUUAACUUCACUGGUGAGAGGGGGCAAAAGCACAGCAGGGAGAUCACGCAGUUCCUGCAAAACAAGAGUUUUGCACAAGGAAAAGAUUCUGCGACGAGGCAAUCAUCGUAUUUGCAGUUUCAGCAGACUAUCGACACGGAGAAUGGAGAGACGUUCCAAAGCAACGGGAGGAGCAACAGCUUUGCCAACGUCGAAGACGCAGCACAGCACAUCUGGUUCCUCUCGCAGCUCUCUGAUGAAUCCAUGCCGUUUGCCCGCAACUUUACAACAGCUGACCAGUUUCUGCAGUACGCGGCGAGUCAUUCGCUCUUCUCCACCGGUCCGGAGGGGGCAUUGGAGAAGGCACCCGAAGGACCCGCCAAGGCGGCGAAGUGGCUGGACAUCCAGACAACGAAUAAGUCCCUCCUCACGGAGAUCCUCUCACGAUUCCCCUUGUCGGAGGACACCCUUGACCGCUGCUGCUACCUUGACGACAUGGAUCGCCACCUCGUGCACUCCACACUCGGCUACUUCUUCUUCAACCUUCUCUGCACUCCCAAUACAGCAGAGGAUGAGGGAUGCCGCCCCCGGCAGAAGAAGAGCGCUAUGCAGCUUUAUCUCGAAGCGGUCAUGAAGGACGAGCCGCGCUCCUCCGUAACCGCGGCGGUUCCAGUGGCAGUUAUCGUGUUCCCUGAGUGGAUUAUAACGGUGCAUGAGAAACCCUUUCAUGAGCUUGGCGAUUUGCUGAAGUUUUUGCAAAUCAACUGUGGUAAUCAGGGCUCCAACGCGACAACGCGGCGUUGCAGGCAGGUUAUGAGCUCCCCAUUCAUUUUUGCCAGCCUCUUUCAAAUCGUCGUGGGACACCAGCUGGACACCGUCUCAUUAAUAUCUUCGCUGGAUCGCAUGGGAGAUCAUGUGUUUACGGUGGAAAAGGAUGCCAAGGUGAAGGAGGAAGUGAUGCAGCGCAUUACAAAUGCUCGACGCUCCUUUGCGGAGUGUACUGCGGAACUCACGCGACGAGAACACAUUGUGUCCACCCUCUUGCAGCCACACAUGGUAACUUCUUUUCUGACGCAGGAAAAAACGGUCUGCCACUUGCUUGAGACUUCGCGGGCACAUCUCCUUCGUUUGAGCGACGAGAUUGCUGACGCUCGAGAUACCCUGUCCGUGACGAAUUGGUACCAUAACACAACGCGUACUUGGAAGAUUCUCCGCUCUGGAAAUAGGGCCACCCGCCAGAUGCUUCUUCUACUGGAGAUAACGAACAUCUUAUACCCCGUCAUCGCUGCCCAACAGCUCUUUACCAUGAAUGUUCCUGUGCCGUUUGACAGCGAACGGGGGCCGAAGGUGGAGAACACACGAACGUUCUUCGUACUCUUGGGGGCCAUACUGCUGUACACGCUGCUCUGCGGAAGAGCCGCCUACGCGUUGGUUCACCGAAGGCGGUGGAAGACGCGUCUGUUGGCAUAG